This is a messenger RNA of Closterium sp. Naga37s-1, 1569 nucleotides long. NCBI's taxonomy places the organism in Eukaryota, Viridiplantae, Streptophyta, Zygnematophyceae, Desmidiales, Closteriaceae. The record is from the annotation of a GenBank genome assembly.
AUGCGCGGUUACCCGUGCACGGCCAUCCCAUGCACGCCCAUCCCACGCACGGCCAUCCGAUGCACGCCAUGUCACCUGCGUGUUGACCUGUGCGGUUACCACGAGAACAUCCUUCUGCUUGUCCCUCGAUCUCCCUCCUGCCGUUCUCUCUUAUUCACCCUCCUCCUGCUUUCACCCCUCUCCUUCCUCUCAUCCCUCUCCUUACCCCUGCUCUCACCCCUUCACCCGUCUCCUGCAUUCAACCCUCUCCCGCAGAGGCGCCAGGAAGGGUUGCCAGCAUGGGAAUCCGGCAAGGCGGCUCAAUCGAAUGCUUAUGCGGCAGGAGAAGGGAACUCGGCCGGUGCUGGUAGUUUUGCGUCAGGACAGGGAGGGUAUGCGCAGGGGUACGCGGGGACUUAUGGCGUGUAUGGGAGUGGGAGUGUGGGCGGUGGGAGUGUGGGGAGCGGGAGUGUGGGGAGUGGGGGUGCGGGAAGUGGUUACAUGGGAAGUGGUAACCUGGGUUAUGCAGCAGGAGUGGGAGGAGGCGGAGGAGUAGGAGGAGCAUAUGGGGCAGCAGGAGCAGGGAGUUUCAGCUCUGGAAGAAUGAUUCACCCCAUGUACAUGGGAAGUAAGUGGAUCAUUCAGGCAAGCUUCAGUGGGGCAGCAGCAACAUUGGCAGCGUGGUUUCCCCCAUUCGGCACCACCCUGACUGCUCCUCCUUCUCAUCUGCCCCUCUCCACUCGUCCGCCCUUUUUCCCUUCCAUUUCAGCAGCCAUAGCAACAAAGCACCAUCCCAACCUGGUCCAUCUACUGGGCUAUCACGAGGACCUGAACCCAGGUGGCAGGGGCAACCUGAGCAUGGAGCAGAUAGUGGUGUACGAGCUCAUGCCUCACAGGAAAGGGGGUGCCGCCGCCUCUCAUCAUAUCACCCACCCCCUUUCCCUCCUCCAGGUGGCAGCCAUGGCAACGAAGCACCACCCCAACCUGGUGCGCCUACUGGGCUACUGCGUGGACAUGAACCCAGCGGCACAGGGCAGGGGGGACAUGAGCAUGGAGCAGAUAGUGGUGUACGAGUUCAUGGCCCAUGGGGACCUCGAGCACUGGGUGGGGGAGGGGGCGGCACAGCCGCUGCCGAUAGCGCAGCGCCUGUCGGUGCUCAUAGGCGCGGCCCAUGGGAUAGACUUUGGCGUGGUGAUGCUGAUGGUGCUGUCAGCACGCCAAGCAGUCAUCUCAGACGGCACUGACUCCCAGCUCAACAUUCGCAAAUGGGCGGAGGACCUAAUAAAAGCAGGCAAAGCAGACCAGCUCAAGGACCCCCGAUUGGCCGCUCCCACAGAUUUGAUUCUGCAGAUGGCACAACUGGCGCUGCGCUGCACGGCCAUGCCGACCGUGUCUCGUCCUGACAUGAUCCAGGUGGUAUCUGAGCUCACGGCACUCAGGAAGGCGUUUUUGGGGGAGGUGGCACCUAAGAUGGCUGUGAGGAUAGAUGAGGAGGUGGAGGAGCAGAGGGGUGGGUGCUUUGAAGACGAGAUUGCUGCUGUAGAGCGCAUAAUAAUGGGCGGGAGUACUGGUAUCAGCGGCAUGAAGUGA